AUGCGUACCUCCUUAAUCUCAAAGGAAGCGUCGAAGCUGGUCGACGCGGUAUCGUCAACCCGUCGAGUCACCCGGCGCACCGCGGCUACGUCCAGUUACUUUGGUAACUCGAGGCAAACAAGAUCGAAAACUGUUGCAAGCGCAAUUCAUGUGAAACACGAAGUAGGAGACAGCAAUGCAGCCAUCAAACAGGAGAGCGGAAGUCAAGAUGGCUGUGACGAUAGCUCCGUUCUGUCUGAAGCAAAUACGACCGACAUCGAAGACCUCUUGAAACCGGAACCCAGCCCGCCACCAAGCUCGAGAAAGCGGAAGCGAGCCUCUGUCGUUGCAGCAGAUGCCGUAGCCACUAAAGCUGAACGUUCGUCUCCCAGAUCGCGAUCGCGAAAACCUCGAAAAGUCAUCGUGGAAGAAGAAGAGGAUGUAAAGGUAGAGGUGCCGACUCCCCUACCAAAGAAAAAGGCGACGAAAUCCCGCAAACCCCCUCCUCCACCGGGAUCCGUUGCUCCACCGCCAAACUGGGAGAAGAUGUACGAUCUCAUCAAGGAUAUGCGUCUUCGCAACCCGACUGCGCCCGUUGACACCAUGGGCUGCGCGGAGUUAUACUGGCGUAAUUCCACCGAGCAAGAGAGGCGCUUUCACAUCUUGGUCGCCCUGAUGCUCUCAUCCCAAACAAAAGACACCGUAACAGCCGUCGCAAUGCAUCGCCUACACACAGAGCUCGACCGAGAGCACGAUGACAACAACGAAGACGGCGCUGAUGCGAGUAAAAAGCCCGCGGUCCGGUGGGACACCACGACUCACUCCGCCGGCCACUCAACCCUCACGAUCUCCAACAUCCUCCGCGUCUCCGCCACCCGCCUCAACCAGCUCAUCCAAACGGUUGGCUUCCACAACCUCAAGACCAAAUACCUCCGCUCCACCGCUUCCAUCCUCCAGUCCCACUACAACUCCGAUAUCCCACGCACGGCAGCUGACUUAAUGGCCUUGCCCGGCGUGGGGCCCAAGAUGGCCUAUCUGUGCAUGAGUUCCGCAUGGGGCGUGGAUGACGGGAUCGGUGUGGAUGUGCACGUUCACCGGAUAACGAAUCUGUGGGGGUGGGUGCGGACCAAGACACCAGAGGAGACGCGGGUGUUGCUUGAGGCGUGGCUGCCGAGGGAGAAGUGGAGGGAGAUUAACUGGUUGCUGGUGGGGUUGGGGCAGACCGUGUGUUUGCCUGUUGGGAGACGGUGUUGGGAGUGUGUGUUGGCUGGGACUGGGUUGUGUAGGGCGGAGAUUAAAGGGGGGAGGAAUGGAAGUGGCCCCAAGGGGAGGAUGGAGGCGAAGAUGGAGAUCAAGGUGGAGGAGAUGUGAAUGUGUCAUUGCGUCUUGAUUUCUCUAUGCUCUUAUACAGCCUGAGAUGGAUGUAUGGAUUUAAUAUGGAGCAAAGGAAUCAUAAGUGCACCGUGUUUGUUUCAUCCAUCUUUGCAAAGAAUCGGGGAUACUCACGAGUCCAGCAUGUGAAAGGGGCGAAAAAAAAAAAAUAAAAAAUAAAAAAUAAACUGAUGAAGAGGACAAAAUCCAAGUGGCUCCUGUUUUUGUGCAAGUGUCCAAGGGCCCAAAGGCAGCCAGCCCCUUCUAUGGAAACCCCCCCUGUUACAUUCAGCACACACUAUCUGGUGCCGUUCUCGAUUUAAAUGCGACCCAGAUCGAGUUGACCACGGGCCAUGUGGUGUCGGUAAGCCAACUAUUGGUGCAAUAAGUUUUGAAAAGUUGUCCUGACUCGGAUUCGAGACGAUGCAUUCACAAUAUCGACACAUCAUAUCUUUUGUAAUAGCCUUAGCAUGGUCAGUCGGACAUGCAACACGUUGGACAAUCUUCCCUUCGGGGAUCCAAUCUUGGCAUCGCUGGAAUGCCUGUGGGUGUGAGAUCCUAAGGGUACUCUUUUGCCAUUGGCCGAUGGUGUGAAAACG
Molecule: messenger RNA, 1949 nt
Organism: Coccidioides posadasii C735 delta SOWgp
Lineage: Eukaryota; Fungi; Ascomycota; Eurotiomycetes; Onygenales; Onygenaceae
Gene: NTG2
Product: DNA N-glycosylase and apurinic/apyrimidinic (AP) lyase
Biological process (GO): nucleotide-excision repair; base-excision repair; base-excision repair, AP site formation
Cellular component (GO): nucleus
Molecular function (GO): oxidized pyrimidine nucleobase lesion DNA N-glycosylase activity; DNA binding; DNA-(apurinic or apyrimidinic site) endonuclease activity
Source: RefSeq, a predicted model, not a curated record